AUGGGCAGCGCUGGUGGUGAGUCGGUAUGCUUCGGGGCUUUAGAAAGGUAAGAGAAUCACAUUUGUCUUAGAAAUUAGAAAACUUCCUCCACCGUUUGGUUUGGGUUUCUUCACGCAUAUUUUGGAUCAUUUAGUAUUGAGGAAGUCCUUGCUUGUGUAAUUUGUGCAGUCAAGAGUUUGGGACGGUGCCUUAAUUUUGUAGCACCUAAUUGUGAAACAUUGCUUCGAAUCGAAACAAACGAAGUUGAAAUAACACCGAUCGGCAGUCUUCAAUCGAUAAGAUGAUUGCAGAAAACGAUCAAAUAAACACAUAGACCAAUAACUGAUAUUCAGAAAUUGGUAUUGAAAACAUAUCUCUCAGCAGUGAAGCACUCUUAUGUCGUAACAUGUUGAUUAUAAGCUCGUUUUGAUCGCUUAAUUGUUAUUUUCUUGCGAAAGCAAUGAAUACCAAUGAAUUUGUAGUUAAGAUAAAUAUAAUACUUCCUCAAUAACAUUCUGCGUUAAGAUAUUUAGCUGGACAUUGAUGAGGUUCAAGAGUCUUUUCAAUAAUUCCCUUACUCGUUUUUUUUUUGGUGUGUUCAUUUAUGGUAAUGUCGCCAUUUCCUGUGUCGCUGCUUGCGCAAAAUAAAGGAAUGUUGGAAUUUUUCAAAUCCCUUUGAAAAUGUCCGGUGAUGGCUAGUAAUUGAGGGGGGCAUUGGGGUCUAAUAAAAACCGAAAAACGGUAGAAAAAAAUUAUCCAAAACCGCAAAACCGCAGAAAAAUGCGAUCAAAACUGAUAACCGCACGCAAAACCGAUAAAUUUUCGCAUCACAGUUAUCUAACCCCUAAUCGAUCCGAUACAAUUAGACUGCUGACUUGUGGAGCAUACAGAGGUUUCGCGGCCAUUCGAGAUCAGUGGAGGCACAUAAUUUUCGCUCAGAUCGGGAAGAAACGGGAACCCAAAUAGGAAAAACCGAAAAUCACAUCGGAUAUCAAAUCCGAAGACCCAUUAGUGAUUUUUACGGACUGAAAACCGAAAACCAAAUACUAAAAAACGGAAAAUCCGAAGUUUAUUGGCACUACACGAGAAACCUAAAAAAAUAGCUGAAACCGUUAAACCGUAAAUCCAAAUGCCCCCCUUAGUAAUUGGUUUACGUAAGGGGAACGAACUUUGAAGUCGAAAUCAGGGAAAAAAUUAACAUUGACCGAGAUGACCUCGUUUUGGAAGAACAGACAGAUCGAUUAAGUCAUCGAUUGGAGACAUUGUGAUUAUUACAACGUUUAUGAUGUUUAUCUACGCCCCGAGACAACUGGAAUUACUUUGCUUUCAGUUUACAAUUCAAUACAUUGAUUACAAAUUGCGCGGUAAUUUAUAAUUGGAUAACACGAAUUUUCCCGGAAUAUCGCAAUCGAAGUUAAUGAUAAGCCUCUGUAGCUAUAGCUAUCGUAGCUGGCAGCAGUGGCAGCAGUGACAUUCGCUGAUAUUCAACAUGUCCAGUUUUUAGCAGGUGGUGUUAGAUUCCCCUUUUUUGAGAUAAACUUGCCGACUCAGAUCUUUGGAAAACGUGUGAGAAUAUCACGGGUCUUUCUCUCAAGUACCCACAGCUUCCGAAGUGCAUUUAAGCAUCGCCCACACAGCCAAUUAGGUAGAGAUUCUUUCAUUUCAUACCAUAGAUUUGAGCAACCAUGCAGAGAACCGUGUAUACACUUAACAUAUCGAGCGUGAUUGUCUAAUCCCUUCACAGAGAACAAGAGAUUGAAUUGCAAGGUGCUAUGGAGAGAGCAGACAGCUUCUACGCGGUAGCGUUGCUCGUUGCGGCAAUGUGUGCUUUGUGGAUCAUCAAAAGGCUCUACAAAGAUACAUUUUUGACUGAUUUUCGUGAGAAGUAUGUUUUGGUCACUGGUUGCGAUUCAGGAUUCGGAAGGGAAACUGCAUUACGACUCGACAGCCUGGGAUUCAAUGUAUUUGCGACGUGUCUAACGAGCGAGGGGAAAGAAAACCUAACCGCGGCGUGCAGCAAAAGGCUAUCCGCUUUGCACUUGGAUGUUACAGACUCGGAAGAAAUCAAGAAGACAUACAAGUUUGUGGCGCAGUAUUUACCUGAAAAUAGAGGUAAAUUACCGUAUAUUUAUUUUUUUCCUACUGAAUGUUUACUUUGAAUUGUUGAUCUAGUUUUUAUGAAUUAUCAGACAUAUUGUGUUGUCAUGUUCCAAGGUGAUUACAAGCGUGACACAGAUGUUGUCCUAAAGGAUUUCUGUUGUCGGUUGAAAUAGUUUAAAUGGCAUAAACUAUACGUGGAUAAACAAUUCACCUAGUAAUAAGCCAGUAGAUAAACAGAUCAGCCUGAGUAAUAAUAUUUUCCCUAAGUCUAAGUCCUCGAUAAAAAUAUAAAUACAACUUUUUAAUGAAAUUUUGAAAACGAGGAAAUUGGAGAUUAAACUAACACAGCAACACGCUUCCCUUCAGAAGGCAAGCAUGGGUUACACUCUUGGCUUCGCGAUUUGCGAUUUUGUCACAUAACUUCGCGACUCCAACGCAUGAUAAGUGUUUAAAAAUCAACGAAGAGAGGACAACGGAAAUGGCUCACUAAUUGAAGUAAAGUCCUCCGAAACCAUUUAAUUGAAGAUAUCUCUUUGACUCUUGCCCCAGCACGAGAUAGGAUGUUAUCAUCGAGGGGGGAGCAAGUUAUCGCAGAGUAUCGUUUCAGCGCUUAACGAGAUUGAACUUAUAAGCGAGGUACGAUCAUAUUCCCGGCUCAUUGUUGUAAAAAAAUGAGUCACUCAAUCAAAGACGAAAAUAGCUUUUAGACACGAAAUGCCUGGUGUCUGUAAUGACAUCAAACGCGCCGUGGAUGUUUCGUGUAAGGAUAUGUCACUAUGUAAAGUAUUCUAGCAAACAAUGGAAGCACUCGCGCCCCUCUUUAAACAAUCAAAUCAACCAUAACUGAAAGUGCAUGUUUAGAACCCAUUCAUGAGUAAGAAGAAUGGUCUAAUAAAGAUCUAAAUACGGUUUCCCAAAAUAGCCGCAUAAAUUUGGUUAAAAACUUAGCUUGAGAUCAAAGCCAUUCAAAAGCCGCUUUCUUUUUGAAAAUGUUUUUAAAAGGUGCCUGCUUGAAUUAUUCUCUACUUUGGAAACUGAAAAUAGUGUACGUGUUUCUUUUAGCUUUAACGGCACAUUCUUUGAGUUUUCGGUCAGACCUCCUUGUGCACGAAUGCAAUUGUCGGUUUCUCCUUGAAUGGCAGAAAAAAAUUCUUUUUACCUUUUUAUUAUACUUCAUAUCCGGCCAUAAAAUGCCUUAAAUGGCUUUGAGAUGGUAAGCCUUAAGAGGGAGAAAAACAUUUUUCACGGAAAACAUCUAUUCCUGUUUCAGCGAAAUAAUACGAAAAGGAAUGUUAAUUUCAUAAACUGACGCUUCGUACUGUGAUAUCUCUGUCCAGCUUUAAUACAAUAGCACCAUUGAUCAAAAAAAUAUUAUGCUACCCUCUCUUUCAGCGCACAGUAUACAUCUAUUUGAAGUUGUGCGAGAGGUAUAAAUAGAAGGGUAGCAGACGAUUGUUCGAUGCACGCCCUUAAACACUUUCGCUUUAAUUGUCAUUUCCGGUAGGAACGUUGGUCAGCUUUCGUUUGGAUUAAUUAUUUUGGUAUAUUAAAUUUAUAACGAACUGAGAUGAGCACGGGUGAUAAACUUAUUCGAUAAACAAACCGAGCUGCAAACUCGUUCAUCGCAUGCGUCAAACCGAUAAAGUCAUGCACAUGUACAUGUAAAGUAAUUAUUUCAUUUGGAAAGCUCUUCAAAUAAGCUCCCUCCGACUUAUCCACCCUCAUGUUUAUGGGAAUUAGUGUAUAUUUCAAAUAGCUGCACGACGAUACCCUCACUUUCACAUGAUAUACAGAAUAUUGUUUUGACCGACUCGAAAAAAAAAUUGUUUUUGGGGUGUUGUUUAGUUGAUAAAGGACGGUCUUAAAAAUGAACUCAACACACCUGUGACAUGAGGUUCGUAUACAACCCAAGAAGUCUUCUAGGAGAGUAAAGAAGGGGAUCUCGACCUUCCUCCCCCCCCCUUUACCUCUACGUGGCAACUUUUUUUAAAAGUCAACAAAACACCAGCUUCAUAAAUCUAGUUUUGAAAACGCGAAAGUCCGAAGAAUCUGUAUGAGACAAAUCUUUCCUUGUAGUAAAUGUUCCAUCUGCUGCGUGAGUACAAGCUCGCUGAUACGCAAGGUAGAACAGUGGUCUAAGCUGCUUCACGGAAGGUGCGCGGAAAUUUUUAACCAUGACCUCCUUUUUGAAAAAUCAUCCCCACGCCCCAUUCUUCUCACUGCAAUACUAUACCCACUCUUAAAGGAUCUUUGUAAAAUUCCGUUAAUCCCUAAAAAGUGACCAUGAUAUUAUUUUUCCUGAAUCAAACAUUUAGUUUAUAAAAAAUUUAAGGUUAGACUACAGGCAAACCCUCCCUUUCGGUGAAUUUGGUCGCAUGAGUCAAAGGAAAAAAAGGGAAAAGAAAGAAAAAGGUUAGCGCGCCACGCGGAACUUUUCGUGCGCCUCACUCCCAGAGUUUCCUGCUUCGCGUUAGUAUCAAAUGUUUUCACUGAUUUAUUUUACUCUCCCGACGGACUUCACCAAAAAGGAGGGACUUCUCGUUGUCUAUAUUCAGGUGUAAAGGGUCGAAAUAAUCGCGUUAUAUCUUGCAGGUUUGUGGGGUCUGAUAAAUAACGCUGGCAUCGCUAAAGUUGGACCGAUUGAGUGGCAGACUAUUGAAGAGUUUAAACAAAUCGCAGAUGUGAACCUUUGGGGACUGAUUGACGUCACCAAGGUGUUCUUACCGCUGGUCAAAAAGGAGCGAGGACGCAUCAUAAACCUCGCUAGUAUCGGAGGUGAGAAAGUCGAGCAAGUUUCAAAGAAUCUUGAAAAGCAGAGGGCUCUAUGAUAGCAAUAAAUUGCAUGAAUCUGCUACUCAGUAACCUUCCUUAAGGAUGGUCAAACGUCACGCUGUUUUAUCACUGACUGACCAGGGACGGCCUAGUUCCAAACUUGAAAAAUCCUUAUCAAAUUUGUCGCUAUCAAAACUUGGAACUACUUUGGUAUCAUGCAACUCGGUCGAAUAUUCACCUCACAGAACAAGAUAAAAACAUACUCUUCGUUCUGCUUUCUGUAGGUAGAACGUGCUUACCUCACGCAUCAGCAUAUUCCAUUUCCAAGUUUGGUGUAGAGGCAUUUUCGGACGCUCUCCGUCGUGAACUGGGUCCGACUGGUGUCAAGGUCAGUAUUGUGGAACCAGGCUUUUUUCAGACAAAAAUCACCAAUCCCGACAACCUCAAGGGUCAGUGGCAGGACCUCUGGACCAACCUGAGCCACAGUUUAAAAGAGGAGUACGGAGAGAAGUUCUACGAAACUAGUGAGUAGAUUUUAUUUACUUAAUCCUAUCAACAAGUAUGACGCUAGUGAACAUCCGAAAGACCUUAACGUGGAAAAUUUAGGAGUUCUGCUGCAAGAGUUGUUACUCGCUAUCGCUAACUAAAUAUAUAUUUUCUUUAAAGCGCAUUUGAUCAUUCAAAUUACCUGUGAGAGCAAGACAUAACUCAAAAAUUUAGAAGUUUUGUGAUGCGCCCCACUUUCUGGCAUCGGAAUUGAUGGUUUCACUGACUAGCAGAAUAAAGCCAUAGCUUUACAGUUUCCUUUGACAGCUAGAAAAGUAUGACAAGGUUUCCUUUGACUAGUAUCCCUGCCCAUGCUUUCCCUGUGCCAGGUCUCGAGGAGGGAGAGUUUUCGAAUAAACAUUCGCCUCCAUCGUUGCCGCUAUUUUGUUUGGUCUCUGAACACAAUGCGUUCAAUCCGCCAUAACCAUCUUUCUAGUUGUUGUUUGGUCUUCUAACGCUAUAAGCCCUAUCCCAGACCAACGAGAUUUGGACCAUGUUGUUUAUUACAUGACUUGGCAAGUUCUCUCGUCCAGGAAACUGUUCAAGAUUAUAAUGAGAACCACACUCUUGCUAAUAUUCUUUGAAAAGUGUCACGAGCAAGUUUUCUACGCGAACACCUUUCUGUCAACAAGUGCAACUUUGCUGUUCUAAAUGAAGUGUAAUUUUAUUGCCUUAGCGCUUGUUUCAUUAUAUUAAUGUUGUUAUUUUGUUUUAAUUCCAGGCGUUAAGAACAUGCUAACAGGAAUGGUAGACACAUGUGCCUCACCCCACCUGUACAAAGUAGUCGACGCCAUUGUUCACUCACUGACGUCAAGAUAUCCCAAGACCAGGUACAUGGUUGGCUGGGAUGCUAAGCUCCUCUGGAUUUGGGUCUCUAGGCUUCCAGCAGGUGUUGGAGACGCCAUAUUGAAUUUUUUGGGUGACAAAGCUGAACCUAUCGUUUGCACAGGAGCAGUACCGCGGCCGUGCAAAGGUUUAGGAAAACUAAACGGGAACAAUAAUUCAGAAAAAGCUUUUGCUCUCACGAAGUGAGAUGAUGUGGGAAGUGUUUUCUUUGAGUUUGAUUAUCAUUUGUGAAUGGCUAUUCUGCAUUCGAUCGGUUUUUAUCUUUUUUAACCUCGCCCCUCUCUUCGAAGCCGUUGAGAGCGUGAUGUUUGCGCGGCAAAGCAACGCCAUCGGGUUUUACAUAUUUUACCUGUUUAGCUAAUAGUGAAGAGGGAAGAAAUGGCUUUAGUAUUUUUAAUUUAUUACUUUUGGGAAGUUAACAAUUUAAAAAGAGGAAAAAUUGAAUAAUCACAUGUCCUAUUUAUAACUCAAUUUGAAUAACGUGUGUUAUUUACGACUUUAAACAGCAGAAUUUUGACUUUACAAAAACGUGCGUUCCCGAAGGUGAUCACGAUGUUUGACACAUUUCUUAAUCACGUCUCGUAUCGUAACGCGUUUUUUUCUACCACCAACGAUCACCUAUCGCUGUAAGUUGUUCAGUAGCCCAAACGACAUUCAAAGCCGAAUCUACACUAGAGGGGUUUCCAUGAAAAUGAAAAUUAUGACGAGUUUUUUCACUAACAAGUACUCUAGUUCAAAAACUGACAUGCUUGUUCAGUUCUCGAAAAUAAGGGGGCUAACUUGUUGAGGACGAAACUUGUUGAAGUAAAUAACAAUCCUCUUAGCGAGAUCCUAUCGAGCAACUGCUACUGAAAUGAAGGAUCCUAGCAACUGCUUGGCCGUGAAAGGUCUGGGUUCUAAACUAAUAAAUAACCUGACAAUGACAGUUGUCAAGGAGACCAUGAGUUCUGCUUUUCCGAAAAGUUUUGCUUGAUAAGUGUCUUUGAGAAGGUUUCAGUUAGGCCUAAGAGGGAACCUUUACCUUCACCAAGAGAAACUUCGAAGUGUGUCAGCGGCUAAACUCAUUUAAUAUCAAGAUCACCAACUCAAUUCUCUUCAGCAUUUACCACAUACUUCGUAAGAUUUUGGCUUCGAGAAUUUGCUUUUAAAUCUAUUAAUAUAUCUAAGUUAAGUAUUUUUUUUGUACUCGUCACAACGCCAUGUUAUUGUAAAGGGAAAUCACAUAGUAAAAAGCUUGUAUCUUAGUGAAAAUUGUUCUGUUAUAGUAUUACUACCUUUUGUAGAAGUAAAUCUAAUCUUUUAUUGUUAGAGUGUAACCUUCCUUGGAAGAAUGUUUGUAAUCCAGAAUUGGAUGAAUUUCACAUUUGUACUUCGUAUACCUCAGUUUUAAACACUGUAUAUUUUAUAUAAAGAGCACAGUUGAGA
Molecule: messenger RNA, 7669 nt
Organism: Pocillopora meandrina
Lineage: Eukaryota; Metazoa; Cnidaria; Anthozoa; Scleractinia; Pocilloporidae
Source: the annotation of a GenBank genome assembly